Molecule: messenger RNA, 3325 nt
Organism: Tetranychus urticae (two-spotted spider mite)
Lineage: Eukaryota; Metazoa; Arthropoda; Arachnida; Trombidiformes; Tetranychidae
Source: RefSeq, a predicted model, not a curated record
UAUUAUUACCUUUCUAAUUGUUAGCUCUUAACCAACUCUUUCAUUAUUGUUAUUAUAAUUAAUAUUUGAUCUGAAACAGACAAAAGUCUGGGAGAGCCCAAGAAUCGUCAAAUGACACCAUAUUGUUCAUAAUUACAUUGAAACAAUCAAAAUUUACCUUAGCCUAAAGGCCUAGAGUCUUUUUGUAAUCAGGCGAAAUGCUUUUAAUUACUACAUCUAAUUGUACCUAGAAAAAAAGAUUAAUUUAAUUGAAGCCAUAAUUUGAAGAGAAACUCUAACAAGUAAACAAUAUGAUGAUGUAUACAUGGUAUAUUUAUUCAUCUGAAUUUAUGCUCAUUUGAAUUGACUUUGAGUGGAUAUUGAAACAGUCAAAAUGUUUAGUUAAAUGUGUCCUGUCAAGAUAUCAAACCAAUCAACUUGUCUAGUUAAAUCCAGAUAUUUUCCUAAAAAUAAUCAAAUUGGAUAAUCUGAAAUAAAACUUCAAACCAAAAUAAUCAACUCAAGUUUCCCAUGGUUUUAUAAGUGAUUUUCAUUGUGUUAACUGCUUCCAUAUGUCAAACCUCUUCUCUUUCCUGAUGAGCUUCACAAUUUUGUAUUUCUUGUAUACUAACCUACCUUGAGACAAAAGGGCCAUUUGUUGAUUCUGUUGUUUCCAGCUCUUCUUUGAUUGUUCAACGUUUCCAGUGAUUACAUCGUUUCGACCAGAAGCUUCAGCCAUAGUUGCACGAUUGCAACCAGUAACACCACCAUCAAAAUCAACAGCAACAUUAGUAACUAAAGAAACAAAGAGUUAACUUUUGAAUCAUCUUUUAUUCGUCUGCUUUGUUAUUCAACUAAAAUGAAUUUAAAAUCUUUUGGUAAAGCUCUUGUGAGACGCAAAAAAAUUGACACUAGUCCCUCUUCGAGUGCUUUAAAUCGAUGUUUGACCACUUUUGAUUUAACGGCUCUUGGAAUUGGAAGUACUCUAGGGCUUGGCAUGUACGUUAUAUCUGGUAAUGUUGCAGGUAAUACUGCUGGUCCAGCGGUUGUUUUUUCAUUCCUCUUUGCUGCCAUUGCCUCGGUACUUGCUGGUUUUUGUUACGCCGAGUUUGGAGCUAGAGUCCCAAAAGCUGGCUCCGCUUAUAUUUACAGUUAUGUUACUGUUGGAGAGUUUAUUGCAUUCGUCAUUGGUUGGAAUAUGCUUCUUGAGUAUGUAAUUGGAGCUGCAACAGUUGCCCGAGGUUAUAGUAAUUAUUUGGAUGUGUUGUUCAACAAAACAAUGUCCUCUCAUUUUAGAAAAUGGAUGCCAAUGGAUGUGCCACAUAUGUCGGAAUAUCCCGAUCUGUUUGCUUUUGUCUUGACAAUUGGGCUAUCCAUUAUGCUUGCUGCUGGAGUGAAAGAAUCAACAAGAUUCAAUGGAAUAUUCACCACCAUUAACCUUUCCAUUGUGACUUUUGUUGUCAUCUGUGGAUCAUUUAAAAUUGACUUUAACAAUUGGGCUCUUGAGCCAGGCAAAGACAAUCUUCCAAAAUCCGCUGGAACCGGUGGUUUCUUUCCCUUUGGUUUUUCAGGAAUGAUGAGUGGAGCGUCCACCUGUUUUUUCAGUUUUGUUGGGUUUGACGUUAUUGCGACAACCGGAGAAGAAGCCAAUAAUCCUCAAAAAUCGAUUCCAAUAGCCAUUGUCCUCUCAUUGUUAGUUUCAUUCUUGGCUUAUUUCGGUGUCUCGGCAAUACAGACAUUAAUUUGUCCCUAUUAUUUGCUGACCGAUGACGCUCCUCUGCCUUUGGCUUUUGAAAUAGCUGGUCUUUCAUUUGCUCGAUGGUUCAUCACCAUUGGUGUUCUUGCUGGACUCUCUGCCAGUCUACUUGGUGCCAUGUUUCCAAUGCCUCGAGUUCUUUACUCAAUGGCAUCUGAUGGACUUAUUUUCCGUUUCUUUGCUCAUAUUCAUCCUCGAACUCAAAGUCCACUGGUUGCUACUCUCACUACAGGACUAUUUGCUGGUCUUAUGGCAGUGUUUUUCAAUGUCGGGGAACUAGCCGACAUGAUGUCUAUUGGAACUCUUCUUGCUUAUACUUUAGUUUCAGUUUCAAUUUUGAUUCUCAGAUACGAACCUUCAAUCGUAUCGAUGAAAUCACAUUUUAACCGCCGUUUCUCAAGUAAAAGUGAUUCUCUUAUUGCUUCUGAAUGCGAGCCACUAACCCAAUCAACAAGUCAAUUCGAUUUAUACGACGUUGAAAAGGAACCAUGUGAUGAUAGUGAAAGAGCAAUUAGUCCCGAAUCAGAUUCUGGGCCGGAAUCGCCAACUCCAUUAACAAACAAUCCUGGUUUCUUACCAGUCAUCAAUAAAUUCAGAAUGAGAGUCUUCAAUUCAGCAGAGAUCACCUUACCUAAUCGUGAAACAUCACUUAUAUCUAAAUUUUUAAUCACCAUCAUAUGUGGAAACAUAACUCUAUUGGAUUUAUUACUCGUCACUCUUGAAAAGAAUCUAAGUCAAUUAGAUAAAAUAUCGCUGAUUGUAGUUGGUGCAUCAUUGGCGUACUUGAUUAGCCUGGUUAUUGCUCUCUACCGACAACCUCAGGCCAACGCCAGCAUCUCAUUUCAGGUACCUUGGGUUCCAUUUAUUCCGAUAAUUUCAAUAUUCAUAAACAUCUAUCUCAUGAUGAAGCUUACAUUCAUAACCUGGAUUCGUUUCGCGGUUUGGUUGCUCAUAGGAUUAUCAAUUUACCUUUUCUAUGGGAUUCGGAAUAGCAAAGAACGGAAAAUUAAUGAUUCAUUUCAAAUUGCUCCAGUUUCUUACAAAUCAAAAGAACCAACAUUGAGCUGAGCUGAAAAUUGAUCAAAACAAAUCUGAUUGUAUCACGUCGUGUACCUUGACUUUGAUGACUUGCUGUUGACUUUUUGAAUGGAUCAAAUGAAAAGUCAUCAAAAAAUUAUGUUGUGAUGUUUUUUACUUCUUAAUCAUCUUAAAUCGCCAUCAUUACAAUCAAAAAUUUAAGAAUCAACUAUUCCAAGAAGAUGACAAUCUUUUCUGUGAGAAUCUAAUUUUGAAUCUGAAUAUCAUACAAUCAGAAUAUGUUGUGCAUUCGUAUACCUUUUUAAUGAUACCCAAUCUAAUUGACUGAUCAACCGAUCAUGUAAUCGAAACAAAUGUAUUAUUUUUUAAGCUCACUUUUUCAUUUAUUUGCUUUUUUUAUUUUUGACCAUUUUAAAAAUGUUGUCCGUAAUGAUUACUGUAAUCAUGAAUUAACUUGUUGACAAUCCAAUGAUUUCAACAGAAAAUUAUUCUUGCUUGUUUACAUAACAUACAUCUGAUCAAAUAUUUCAUUAAAUGAUUUUGACAUAUCGA